Molecule: messenger RNA, 708 nt
Organism: Capronia coronata CBS 617.96
Lineage: Eukaryota; Fungi; Ascomycota; Eurotiomycetes; Chaetothyriales; Herpotrichiellaceae
Product: protein-L-isoaspartate O-methyltransferase
Exons: 1
Coding region: 1-708 (235 amino acids)
Biological process (GO): protein modification process
Cellular component (GO): cytoplasm
Molecular function (GO): protein-L-isoaspartate (D-aspartate) O-methyltransferase activity
Source: RefSeq, a predicted model, not a curated record
AUGGCCUGGCGCUGCUCCGGUCGCACCAACGCCGAGCUGGUCAGCAACCUCUUCUCCGCGGGGCUGAUCACCUCUCCACGCGUGCGCGACGCCAUGUCCUCCGUCGACCGAGCAAACUACUGUCCAUCAUCCCCGCUCGCCGCAUACGAAGAUUCUCCUCAGCCGAUCGGGUUCGGCGCCACCAUAUCCGCCCCGCAUAUGCAUGCCUCGGCCUGCGAGAGUCUACUGGAGUUCAUGCCGGAGAACAAGGGCGCGUGCGUGCUCGAUAUCGGAAGCGGGAGCGGAUACCUGACGCAUGUGCUGGCAAAUCUGGUCUGUGGAGCGGACGGCGGGGGUGACGGCAAGGUCGUGGGCAUCGACCACAUCCAAGGACUGGUUGACAUGGCGAGACAGAAUAUGCGGCGGAGCGCGGAAGGACGACGAUUGCUGGACUCAGGCAAGGUCGAGCUUGUCCUGGGCGAUGGACGCAAGGGGUAUCCUGAAGCGGGACCCUACGAUGCCAUUCACGUCGGAGCGGCCGCGAGCGAACUGCAUCAAGCCCUUAUUGAUCAACUGAAGAGCCCUGGUCGAAUGUUCAUCCCGGUGGAGGGCGGUGACGGAUGGGGCAGCCAGUGGAUCUGGGUCGUGGACAAAGAUAAAAAUGGCAACGUCACCAAGAAGAAAGAUAUGGGGGUGCGGUACGUGCCGUUGACGGAUGCUCCGAAGUGA